AUGGUGUGUUUGGUUGUUGUUAUGUUGGUGUGUUCAGCUUUGGCUCAGAGAGGUGCUACUAAAGAGAGACAAACCGGCAGGUUGCUUGUGGUGCCGAUGGAUGGUAGUCAUUGGACAGGGUUGAAGGCGGUGGCAGAGGAAAUGGGUCGCAGAGGCCACUCUGUGCUGGUGCUGAUACCAGAAGUCAGCAUGCGUUUGGACUCUGGGAAACAUUACAGCACCAAAAAGUUUGCUGUGCCCUAUAAGAAGGAUCUAAUCAACAAAAUAACAGCAGGCAUCACCCAUCAACUGAGUGGCACUAAUGAAGGUCUGAUUGAGAGAGUCUCAGAUCACCUAAACCACAUCAUGACCAUAAUGAACUUUAUGCUUUCUACCUCUGAAAGUAUAUUUUUUAACGAGGAGCUGAUGGAGUUCCUAAGGAAAGAGGAGUUCGAUGCAGUACUGACAGACCCAGUAAUGCCCACCGGCGCAAUCCUUGCCUUCAAUCUGUCUCUACCCGCGGUCUACAUGCUUCGUGGGAUGCCAUGCGGGAUGGACGCCAAAGCAACAGGCUGUCCCGACCCCCCAUCCUACGUCCCCCGCUUUUAUACCAAACACACCGACCGCAUGUGCUUCAGCGAGCGGGUUGUGAACACGUUAGUGUAUUUUUUUGAGCCCGUCAUGUGUAAGCUGUUUUGCUGGCAGUUCGAGGACGUGGCGUCGCGGUUCAUGCAGCGCAGUGUGAACCUGAUGGAGAUCCUGAACACGGCUGCGGUUUGGUUACUGAGGUCUGACUUCACCAUGGAGUUCCCCAAACCGCUGGCACCCAACAUGGUGUUAAUCGGGGGAUUGAACUGUGCUGUCAGCAGCCCUCUGGAGCCUGACUUGUUAAAGUUUGUAGAAGAAGCAGAACAUGGAAUUAUUGUUUUCUCACUCGGCACUUUAGUGCCCAAGAUACCCGAGGAGAAAGCUGCUAUUUUCUUCCAGGCAUUUAGCAGAAUUCCUCAGAGGGUUCUGUGGCGAUACACAGGUAAAUAUUCAGAAAAAGUUCCUGAUAAUGUAAAGCUGAUGAACUGGAUUCCACAAAAUGAUCUGCUUGGUCACCCUAAUACACGGGCAUUCAUCACUCACGGUGGCACACACGGCAUCUACGAGGGAAUCUGCCACGGCGUUCCGAUGCUUAUGAUGCCACUCUUUGGCGAUCAGGGUGAUAACGUUCACCGAACGGUCUCUCGUGGAGUGGGCGUGGCCUUGAACUUUUACAAUAUCACAGUUGACGUGCUGUUAGAUGCCCUUCAUGACGUCAUCAAUAACAGCAGUUACAAAGAAAGAAUGAUGAAACUAUCAGCUCUUCAUAACGAUCGUCCAGUACAGCCGCUGGAUCUCGCAGUCUACUGGACAGAAUACGUAAUGAGGCAUAAAAGUACAGACCAUCUACGAUUGGCUGGGCAUGAUCUUUAUUGGUUCCAGUAUCACAGUCUGGAUGUUAUUGCAUUCCUGCUGGUCGUCGUGGUGAUUGUUAUAACAGCGAUGAUUAAAUGUUGUGCAGUAAGUUUGAGAUGCUGCAGGAAACUACAGAAGAGAAAACAGGAGUGAAUUUGAACGAAACACAUCACUUUACUGUAAUUAGUUAUUGUGUGAUUAAAAGAACACUGUGUCUGAUGUCUCACGAUGAUUAUUAGUGUUGAAUGUGCAUUUUAUA
Messenger RNA from Trichomycterus rosablanca, 1681 nucleotides. RefSeq names its product UDP-glucuronosyltransferase 1A1-like. Bases 1 to 1575 code for a protein of 524 amino acids. The record is from RefSeq and is a predicted model, not a curated record. NCBI's taxonomy places the organism in Eukaryota, Metazoa, Chordata, Actinopteri, Siluriformes, Trichomycteridae. Gene Ontology annotation, molecular function: UDP-glycosyltransferase activity. The transcript is spliced from 6 exons.